Molecule: messenger RNA, 1206 nt
Organism: Rhodotorula toruloides NP11
Lineage: Eukaryota; Fungi; Basidiomycota; Microbotryomycetes; Sporidiobolales; Sporidiobolaceae
Product: type 2 phosphatidic acid phosphatase beta
Exons: 12
Coding region: 1-1206 (401 amino acids)
Biological process (GO): phospholipid metabolic process
Molecular function (GO): phosphatidate phosphatase activity
Source: RefSeq, a predicted model, not a curated record
AUGCCUCUUUUCAACCACUCUGACGCUGCGCAGCCCACCACAACGACUCACGAGAAGCCCCUUCAGUCGCACACCGGUCCCGACUCCCCCGCUGGAUCUACGCAUCCCAUCAACAACGCUACCGGAGCUGCUGGAGCUUCGGGAGUGGAUGUCGGAGACCAGAAUGGAGCGGGCAGGGCGUGGAUUUAUCAGCGUCCGAGCGUGGGAGAGUGGUUCAAGAUGUACUGGGUGGACUUGCUGACAAUGGCGGCGAUUGGAGCUGUCGGAUUGGGCGUUUACUUCGCUGACCCUGCGCCAACUCGCAACUUCCCCAUCACGCCCUCGGACGGCGAGAUCGUCUAUCCGGAAGUCGCCUACCCGCUCCGCAAAAACAUCAUCCCCAUCUGGGCCGCUGCUAUGAUCGCCUUCUUCGUGCCCUUCGUCAGCUUCCUCCUCGUCCAGAUCAGGGUCCGAUGCUUCGAGGACUUGAACACGGCGACGUUUGGAGUGUUGUAUUCGCUGAUUACGGCGGCUUGCUUUCAAGUCUUCAUCAAGUGGCUCAUCGGCGGUCUCCGCCCGCACUUCCUCGCCGUCUGCAAGCCCGUCAUCCCCGCGGGCAUGGUCGGUGCAGGCUUCCAGAACAUCAUGUUCGAUCGGAGCGUGUGUACAGGAGACGCGAAGGAGAUCAAUGAUUCGCUCGAGUCGAUGCCGUCCGGACACUCGACGGCGGCCUGGGCAGGCUUGCUCUUCCUUUCGCUCUACCUCAACGGCAAGCUCAAGGUCUUCUCCGACUACCGCCCUCAUUUCUGGAAGAUGAUCGCCUUCUUUGCGCCUCUCCUCGGCGCCUUCCUCAUCUCCGGCUCGCUCACGAUCGAUGAGUUCCACCACUGGUACGACGUCCUCGUUGGAGGCUUGAUCGGCAGCAGUUGCGCGCUCGCUGCGUACCGCAUGUCCUACGCCUCCAUCCUCGACUUCCGCUUCAACCACCUUCCCCUCCCUCGCACCCCUCCCUCCUCCCCCGCCCACCACAACGCCCACUCCACCCCUCGCUUCCCCUACACCCUCGAAGCGGUCAACGGCCAAGCGCGGGACGGCGGCGUGCCGGUCUUUGCGGGUCAAUGGAGGGAGGCGGGUGGGAUGGGAGGAGCGGGUGUGCAGGGUGCGCCGGGAGAUGCGGUCAAGGGUGCGGUUGGGAGCGGGAUGGGAAGGGCGGAGAGGAUGGUGUGA